GUUUGAGAAUUAAAAUAAACUAUAGGUUUUAUGUAUCUCACUGUUUUAAACCUGGCCAUAUUUUGCGGAAGGAUAUUAAAAUUCCGGAAGUUGUCAAUACUCGAAUCAACAGUGGAGGAGGUCUGUCCAUUGCGGCGAUCGUCUGCGUAUUUUGACGGAAAAUGGAGCCUGAUGUUAUUCCCGUAACAGCAUUUUUUGAAGAAGAACCUUAUAGGACAUCGUUGAAAGUUUUGCGGAUCACCGACAAUGUUCGGGACUUACAGACAAAUUUAAGAGACAAGUCAACAUCAAGAAGUGACUUCAUAUUUUAUGCUGACAGAUUGAUACGUUUGGUAGUUGAGGAGGGCCUGAACCAGUUGCCUUACAAGGAAUGUGUUAUCACAACACCAACAGGUCAUGCAUACCUGGGGUUGCGAUAUGAGAAAGGGAACUGUGGAGUCAGCAUCAUGAGAAGUGGUGAAGCUAUGGAGCAAGGUCUUCGGGACUGUUGCAGAUCCAUACGACUUGGCAAAAUUCUGAUUCAUAGUGAUGAGGAUACUCAUGAAGCAAAACGUGUCUAUGCCAAGGUUCCAGUGGACAUUUACAAGAGAAAAGUUUUAUUGAUGUAUCCAAUUAUGAAUACUGGCAAUACAGUUGUAAAAGCAGUGAGUGUGCUUCAGGAACAUAAUGCUAAAGAACAAAAUAUAAUUUUGCUGAAUCUCUUCUGCACACCUCAAGCUGUAAAACAAAUUCUCACAAAGUUUCCUGGCUUAACAAUCGUGACGACUGAGGUGCAUCCUGUGACACCCAACCACUUUGGACAGAAGUAUUUUGGCACAGACUAGAGUAUGUGAACUUUGUGCCUUCUGUUUAUUGCAUUUUAUUUCUGUUGUUACAAGAAUUUUCUUUCACUCACACAAAAGGAGAAAUAUUCAUAAUCAAGGAUGGAAGUUGGCAACAGCAAAUUUUUCAUUUCAUUUGUGAGGCAUUUUUUUUCAAAUAGUAUAGUAUUAUUGUUUGAUUGGUACAUAAGAAUUUUGGUCAGGUUUGAAACUUUUUCCGUUGAAGGGUGUGUAACAAGCUUUUUUAGAUUCUUUAACCUGUAGAAAUAGUGGGAUGUGGGAUAAAAUUUUAUGUGGUUUUUUUUUUUUUUUAAGAUAAAGAAAAUUAUUAUUUUUGGGGACGAGGUUGGGAAAGCUCAUGUUGACCAGUUUUAUUCUUGCUUAUGUCUUGUAAUUGCAGUGAUAGUAGCAUUGACAUUUGUUGUGAGAUGGUUAGUGUAUUCAUGCCUCCAGUUUAAGUUAACAUUUUCUUGGCAGUUACUGGUUUUUUCAGUCAUGUAUACAAAGAACAUUGGUUGGUACAUCAGUUCAGUAAAAUAAAGCAACAUCAGCUUAAGUUGCAAAAGAUUGUUGAUCUCAUGAAAAACUGCUUUGCCGUUUGUUCUCUAAGUGUCAGGAAGGGUCUUAGGCUCAAAUCUCACUUGUCGCACGUAAUUUCUCUCUGGCACCUGAUUUACAUGCCUGGUUUUAGCUUGCCAUGAUGUACAUUUGUGGCUGUUUCAACGUACUCAAUGAGCAGUCAUUUCCAUUUCCCUUGAUGGCAUGGGCUCAAAGCCAUAAAAAUACCAUUUGAAAGGUAUUACAUGUCUUAAGCUCAUCAUGAUACAGUAUUUGUAGUAAAUAUGAGGAAAAAAAUGUCUGAAUGAUGGGUAUGGGCAUGAGUAUAGAAGUAAUGCCAGUGUUAAAUAAUUUUUAGUCAAACUGGUAUAAAUUGCUUAACCAGGAAUGAUAAAUGCUGACGGUUGCUCUGUCCACCUUACUUUCCAACCACUUUCCCAGUAGUAAAUGUUCUGCAGGAACAAAAUAAUGUCAGUGCAUUUGUUAAUUUACUGCUUAUUAUUAGGGCAUAAAAGUGUAAGAAAUAACAUUUUAAACUUGUAGUAGGCCAGUAGUAAAUGGACAGUUACAAGGAAACAUUUGGUUGUGUGUGCAGAUAGCACAUGAAAGUUUGUGUAUAUUCCAGUGUUAUAAGUUGCGCCUCACUUUUUCUGUCAGACUGUUCUGCUUUCAAGCAAGCCCUAUAAUAAAACUAUUGAUAAUCUAUUUUACUUGCUUUUUUUUUAAAGAUUGUAGUAAACUUGUGUGACAUUACUUUCUGUUGUCAACUUUUCAGAUUUUUUUCUUUCCUUUCCCACUUUAUCUGUAUAACUUGAUUUAUGAAGAAAUUAUGAACAAUGUCUUCCCAUUUUAUGUAUCAGCUAUUUAUGGUUCCAUUGGUUUAUUCUGGUUGUUAUUUUACAUCACAGUAAAUUUACAGGCCCAGCUAGUUGAACAGAAACAGAAAGUGUUUAAUAACAUCUGACUUUUGAAAUUACGGGCUAGCGUUGAAAAUAAAAAAAGCAUAGAAACUCUCUAAGCAUGGUGCUUUGCAUUAUAAUUUUUGUAUGUAAAUAUAUUUUUGCCAUGGUCAUACUUGUGGGACCUCAUGGCACAUAUAAAUUUUGUUGUUAAAAGUAGCAGUUGUGGGAAUUUUAGUUGCAUUUAUUUUAUUACCUGAAAAAAUUGAGUCUUAUGACAUUUUAGGUAGUCAUAAAUUAUAUUAUCAUGAUUAUGUAUUGCUGCAUUUUGGAUCUUAGCACUUACAUGUUUUUAACACAACUGUUCCUGUUGAAGUAGGUGAGGAUAUUUUUGCGACUUUUUGAUCAUAUAUAUUUAUUUAAAAAUAAAAUCAUACUUUUUUCGUAAUGUUCGUUUUAUGAGCUGUUUAUUCAUUUUGUCUCUUCAAAUUUUUCUGGUGUGAAAUACAAGAUCAUAUUGAUUGGCCAGUUGCAUGCUUAUAACCAUUCGAUAAAUUGUUUUUUGACAUUUUGCGUAGUGGCUUGGGAACUGACAUACAAGCAAAACUCUGUUUUACUUUAUGUGGAAAGAAAACAACAUUCUGGUGUCCUCCUGUCACUACAGAUGAAGAUAAAAGAAAUACAAGCCUUUCGAUUAAUUAGACAGUAUGUUUUUGUUUAUAAAGUGCUGAGUAGCUCAUAAGACUUUGGAUUGGCUAUUGCGAUUCCUCCAGUCUCAAAGUGAUACCUACAUUAUUUUUAUGUUUUUUUGGUUGUUUUUCUGUUAGUAACCCAUGUUUUGGCGUUUUGUGUGGUACAUUAUUUCAUCUCUCACAUGCUUGUUUAUUUUGUGCAUGAAGUCAUUUGUUACUUUGUCAAAACAAUCCAAAAUGGUGUUUUCAGUAAUAUACACAGAAAUUUCGCACGUACCACAGAACUGGGGACUUAAAACACAUUCGGCACUCAGGAAAUUACAAGAUCUUAUUAAAAUCUCAACCACGACUUUUUCUUAUGUGGCAUUUGAAACUGAAUACUAGUUGCAUUUCUGAUAGUUUACAGGUGUGCCAUUGUUAUUAACUGAUUCAUUGUGCAAAGACAUCCAUUAACAAUCAGUAAUAAAAAUUCAUAAGUUUAUUUUUUUCCAAAUCACAUAUUUUUCCUUGCAUGUAUUAAGCCCUGUUCUUUCAAGUACAUUUUAACUAGGUUCACAGCAGUCAGAUGCAAAAUCUAUUUCUUAAUUACUAAGCUAGCAUCAUAUUUGCUGCCCUUCAUCAUAUAAAUGCAUGUUAAUUGAACAUUUGUGUGUUAAUUAUGAGAUAAAAUGUAUAAUAAAAAAAGACUUCUAGAUAUAUUAAAUAAAAUCCAUUCAUAAUUUAAACCAUAAAAUUUGUAUUAAUUUAUGUUGAAUUGUAUUCAAGUAAUAUUUACUGGAGUGUAAAGUGAGUUGUAUCCUUCGUCCAGUGUAUUGGCAACAGUGAAAAUCAUGAAACUAUGAGAGUAUAUAAUAAUUAACUUUUAAGGCUGGCCAUGACAAUAUUGCCUUCAUCUCUCAGAUGCACAGUAUUUAACUAGAUUAACAUUAUUUUCAAUGUCUGUUUUAUUCAUACCAUUAUGCCCCUAGUGCUCAUUACAUCUUGUUUUUCCGCAGAGAAGUUGGAGAAACUUUCGACUAUAAGUAGACUGCAUUUCUGGCAAGAAAGAAAUAGAAAUCUAUCUUCUAUUAUAUCUUUUCAACAGAAGAUUAUAGCAGUGUUUAACAAAAGCAUGUGAAUUUGCAACUCAUGAAGGAUAAUGGCAAGUUGAAAGUAUUAGAUUUGUGCUGAUGCUCCCCAUGGCUUGUCAACUCAGACUUGUAGUUUUUAAAUAGGCAUUCUGCAGAUUAUCCUAUAAGCUUAAAAAAAAGACAAAAAAAACAUUCACACCUAUUUGAUCUGUUCUAUGGUUGGAACUGUGGUGUGGAUAGGAGCAUUUGCUGUCUUGAUAGUUUUUCAGAUGAAUCAAUCAAGCGGGGAGCAACUGUUGGCUUAUAUCUUUCUCAUCCCAUGUCUUCAUGUUGUGUGUUUGUCAUUCUUUGUAAAGUGCCAUGAGGUUGCCCAUAGGGCCCUGGGAUGUGUUUCUAUAUAAGUUCACUUUAUUUCUGCCAUGGAGAAAUUGGUCGUUUCAUCCUGCAACGAAAGGAACCAUUUUGUCUCUACAAAAAAUGGUCUUUUAUUACAAAUUGAGAUUUGAACAGACGUAUUGGGAGGGGGGGGUCUAAAACCACUGGAAAUGUGUUUUAUUAGGUUUCUUAGCUUUGAUACUUUGUCAUUCUGCUUUUUUUUUUCAAAUUCAUUGGGGGUUUUAUUUUUAAAGUUUAACUUCAAAACAAAAUUUGACAGAAAUAAAUGGAAUGUGCUUUGGAAUACUUUGACCUUGACCUGUAGUUUAGAAUAUGUUGGUAGUUAAGGCUAUUAGCAGAUAUAUCAUCUGUGUUUAGCUUAAAUAAUUUAAAAACAUUAAGAAGAAAGAAUUGCCUUGUAAAACAGCAGAGAAAAAUUAGUUUUUGAAUGUGAGAUCUGGCUACAGACAGCUGGUAUAACCUAGGUUGCACUUUUUAUUGCAGUUGAUCGUAUACUUGUUUUUUGGAUGCUGGGACAACUGUCAUGUCAUAUAUCUUAGCAUUUUGUUUUUAAAGUGUCUGUGAUGAGUGUUAUGGCUUUUGUUUCUUCCAACAGUCAGGGACCACUAAAGGAAAAAAAAAUUGCAUUGUCUAUCACUUUUCCCUUUAAUGCAUUUAAAAUGUAAAUUCAGAAACGCUUGUCAGUUCUUGUUUAUUGUUGGUUUCUUGCACAGGCCACACCUUGUGUUCCAGAAAUCUUUCUUCUCUCAGGUACUCCAUCAUUGCCUCACACUUGGUGCAUUAUAACUCCAAUUGUGUAAUGAUGUUUUGAGCACCCCCAAAUAAAAUAUUUUCUUAGUGA
Molecule: messenger RNA, 5277 nt
Organism: Pomacea canaliculata
Lineage: Eukaryota; Metazoa; Mollusca; Gastropoda; Architaenioglossa; Ampullariidae
Product: uracil phosphoribosyltransferase homolog
Exons: 7
Coding region: 162-824 (220 amino acids)
Source: RefSeq, a predicted model, not a curated record